AUGGCCCUCCCAAAUAUCACCUCGACCUCGACAAACUUGGCUGUUCUUAUCUGGUUGAAGAGAUUCGCGCAGAGCCACCACUGUUACAUGUUUUCGGACACAUCCACGCAGGGCACGGCUCAGAGGACCAUGGCUGGGCUUGGGGAAGAUGGUGGUUUCUCUACUCGGUGGCCAUCGAGGUGGUUCAAAGAGGAGGACCGUUCUAGUGAAUGCCGCGAUGGUCGGCGGGAUCAAGGAAGACAUACAACGGGAAGCAUUGAUCGUCACCAUCUAGGACUCAAGAGAGAGGAAGGAAUCAGAAGCUGCGUUACCAUUCCGCAGGAUGAUGGCGGUCCAGGUCCAGCUCAAUGUGCCUUAUUACUAUCUCUAAGUGGCGAAGAUAUGACUCUCUAA
Molecule: messenger RNA, 393 nt
Organism: Drepanopeziza brunnea f. sp. 'multigermtubi' MB_m1
Lineage: Eukaryota; Fungi; Ascomycota; Leotiomycetes; Helotiales; Drepanopezizaceae
Source: RefSeq, a predicted model, not a curated record